Vicia villosa (hairy vetch) is the source of this 1341-nucleotide messenger RNA. RefSeq lists its product as uncharacterized. The transcript has a single exon. Gene Ontology annotation, cellular component: SCF ubiquitin ligase complex. The coding region runs from base 1 to 1341 and encodes 446 amino acids. The record is from RefSeq and is a predicted model, not a curated record. Lineage: Eukaryota; Viridiplantae; Streptophyta; Magnoliopsida; Fabales; Fabaceae. Gene Ontology annotation, biological process: SCF-dependent proteasomal ubiquitin-dependent protein catabolic process.
AUGAAAAGAAAGAAGAUUAUACCAAUUGCUAUAAGAAAGAAGAAGAGAACUUGUGUCAAAUCUCUUCAACAACAACAACAACAGCAAUCGUUUUCUUCUACGAAUUCAAUUCCAGAAUCAGAAUUCAACAACAAUCCUCAAAACUCAGAACCUAAAUUUUACUUACCUGAUGACUGCUGGGAGCAUGUCUUCGCAUUCCUUAUCAACCCCGUCGACAUCAACCCCGUCGACGGCAAUAACGAACACAAUUUUAAAUCUCUAUCUCGCGUCUCAAAACACUUCCUCACCAUUACCAACCGUCUCAUAUUCUCUAUGACAAUUUAUCAUCCACAACUUUGUUAUCUCCCUCGUUUCUUCCACAGAUUCUCCAACCUUAAUUCCCUUAGUCUCUUGUUCGACCUCUUCCAUGAUCUUGAUCUAGGAAUUGCUUUGGCUCUCCGAAACAGACCAACAUUAAAAUAUUUAUCUAUUUUCGGGAUUCAGUUAAAGGAUGCAAACUACAUUACUUCAUAUUACAUUGAUUCCUUCGUGAGUUUGAAGGGUUUGAAUUCUCUUAAGUUUCAAUGCUCUCGAAUCUCUGAUGAUUUGCUUUACUCUAUUGCAACAGAAAGUCUUCCUUUAAAGAGUUUUUUUCUUGAAAGUUGUACCGGCUAUAGUUAUCGGGGAAUUUAUGGUUUAUUAUCUAAGUGUAGCGGGAUAAAACAUUUGGGUAUUCAAGACGAUGAUUCUUUAAAUAAUCAUCAUGUUUUUGAGUUGUCUUUGCUUCUUCCUGAUUUGGUGUCUAUAAACCUUAGUCAAUGUUACGAGCUCACAGAAUCAGCUUUGUUUGCACUCAUUAAGAACUGUCGUUCACUCGUUGAGAUCACAAUGAGACAAAUAUAUUUCCCAAUGGAAAACAUAUAUAUUGAGGAAGAGAGUCUAGAAAAUUUUGAUGUCAACCCUCAAUUAAAGUUUCUACAUUUUGCUCACACUUCAUUUUUAAACGACAGGACCAUGAUAUUGUUUGCUUCCGUUUUCCCCAAUUUGCAGCUUCUUGAUUUAAGUUUUUGCCAUGGCAUAUCUAAAAAAGGAAUUUCUCAAGUUUUAAGUAAAUGUUGUAAGCUUAAACAUCUGAAUUUGACUCACUGUAAUGAUGUGAGAGGACUUAAAAUGAACUUUGUAGUUCGCCAGCUAGAGGUGUUAAACUUAUGUGAUACAAAUGUUGAUGAUAAAACACUCUAUGAGAUCUCAAAGAGUUGUUGUGGGCUUUUGGAACUAGUAUUGUUCGGUUGUAAAUAUGUCACAAAAAAGGGAAUGAAACGUGUGGUUGAAAACUUCACACAGUGCCAUGUGAUGAAGUGA